This is a messenger RNA of Paramormyrops kingsleyae, 3622 nucleotides long. It is a transcript of the gene c23h6orf136, whose product is annotated as chromosome 23 C6orf136 homolog. NCBI's taxonomy places the organism in Eukaryota, Metazoa, Chordata, Actinopteri, Osteoglossiformes, Mormyridae. The record is from RefSeq and is a predicted model, not a curated record.
AGACGUAUCGACGCAUGCGCAGAGCGGCGCACGGUCGGACAAGGGCACAGAGAUGGAAUGACAUUUAGUGCAACAUGAACUGCGACUUUUCUAUUCGCGAAAUACGAAGCGAUAAAUGUGCAGCAUGGGCAACACGCUAUGGAGGUGAAGCCUUCAAUACGUUAAGAGCUUUAGAUCGCAGUCGGUUUUCUGUUGGUGGUUGACAGAGUUUUGAAGAAAGAAGAGUUGGAGUUAAGGAAGUGAACAACCGUUUUUUGCCCAUGUAAUGGCAACAGAGUAGCUGGCUUUGUCUUUGGACCUAUCAGUUUGCUGGGUUUUCCCCGCUCAUUGAGCUGAAUGGCUUUGUGUAGAGGGGGUAUUGCCUUUAUGGUGGGCUGUGGGAGGAGUCAAGGCUGCCGGCAACCAAUCAAGCGACAGUCCUGGUGUCUCAAGCAGGCCCUGGAUCUGCCGUUUAACGGACCCUCCCGACCCAUAGGCAACAUCUGUUUGGCACUCGCUCCCUCACGCUGCUGGCGCCAUGGGCAGGCUGGCCAGCUCGCGUUUGAGCCGUCGCCGAGUCGCCGGCCACCCGCCGGCCACCUGGCCCAGACGCUCAUCCUGGAGGAGGACUGGGAGAAGGCGGUCAGCCUGUGCGUGCUGCUGGGCCCCGGAGAUUUCCAAGGCCAGCGAACUGUAGUGGAAAUCCCGGUGCUGGACCCCGGCCAGCUCAGCGAGCUCUUAGCUCUAGGGUCCGGAAAGCGUGGAGGGCUCUUUCUCCCUUUAACCACCGUCGACGGAACCAGGGAGGACGACAUUAAUGUACGAGGAGAAGUCGGAGACAAGGAGGGGGCAGAGAGGGAGUCUUUCCAUAGCUCCUUUCGGACAGAGAGCUGUCCUGCCCCCUUUGUGCGAGGGUCCCCAUUCUAUUGCUUCCAUGGCCCAUUCACGGAGCCUCUGUUCAGGUAUGAGGAUAAAUCAAGACUGGGGAUUGGGCUGCGGGUGCAGGCCUCAGAUCUCAGUCUGUCGCCUCCUGCUGCUCAUUGUAAUUACUUGGAGAAUGGAGGAAGAGAAGGGAGAGACAACGAACAAGAGAGGGAGCGAGAAGAGAAGCUGGCCCUUAUGUAUGAAGCAUUAAGGAUUGAGUUGCCAAGUUUCUUUGUGAAGCGACACAACUAUGGGUUGUACUCCAUGGAUGUGGAGUUCAUUAAUGGACUGCUGAACAUGAAGACGAGGGGCCGGUUGGUGUACCAGCUAACGCUGACACUGUGGCAGCUGCUCUGCCGCCUCUACAUGGCCGAUGUGCGACUGGAGGUGCUGAAGCUGACCAAGCACAGCGAGGACGGCACGGUGCGGGCACGCUGGAGGCUGCGGGGGCAGCCCUACCACCUCAUGCCGCUGCGCUUCUACAGGCGGGACAAGGCCCCUCUCUACAGGAGCUACGAUGCCUUCUCCACGUUCCACCUGGGGCCAGACGGACUCAUACACCGUCACAGGGUGGACAAGGUGAUGCAGGUGCAGCCCCCAGUCCUGCCCCGAAUUACGUCGCUCCUGGCUGGUGCCUUGGUGGCCCUUGGGGUCCAGGAGCACAGACCUGCCCUGAAUCUGCUGCCUUUCCUGCUGUCCUCUUUGCGCCUGGGGAGGCAGUGAGGCCCGUGGGGGCCAGCAGGCAGAGAGCGAAAGGGGGAGACGGUGGGAGUUGGUUAGAGAGACACUUUUCCACAUGAAAGUCCCAAUGCUAAUGGGAGUGAAGAGGAUCCGAUUAUAGGCCAAAAACUUAAACUCCGACUGCAGGAACUCGUUUGUCUAUCCCAGCCAGGGUGUGAAGAGAGGCGUGGAAAUCGAUCCACCUGCGUUCGUGGUCCCACGACGCCGAGGUCCGCGAGGUCUCGUUUCUUUACGGAAGUACCCCCCCAAAGUGAGUCAUUACCAUCUGGCUGUCAAGCUGCACUCUAGAGGGCCCUUUGUGAAACGCAUGGGCACCCCCAACGUGUGCUGGCGUGUGUGUGUGUGCUCGUGCACGCGGCAGUCUCUGUGUAAAGGCCGGCGCCCCCACCUGGAUUAGCAUUGCACGCGAUUCAGAAACUGUACCGGGAAUAAACAUUCUGCACUAGACUCUGGCUGCUCUGUGACGUACCAUACUGUGAUGUGUGUGCCGAUGUUCUGCUUUAUGCCCCUAGAACAGCAAGUGACGCUAAGCCGACUGAACAGAGCUAACACUGGGGGUUUAGGAGUAACAGAACCAGAAAUUUCUCUGUAAUAUUUUUAUAGUUAAAAUGCAGUAUAUUUAUUAACUUCUUCAAUUCUUAGCAAAUUAACUCAGUUAGCAGUAGCAUGCUAAACCAAAGCAAAAGUUUGGGAGAGGGGGGAAAAAAUAGCUUUGUCUGUCUUAAAAUGUAACAUUCUUACAGCCAGGGGGCAGCAGAGAGCUUUAUCGUCGAUGUGUAGUGAGUGUAGUUAGUAUGUCAGAACAAAAAAAUUUUUAAUUCACUUUUCCUGUUGGCCAGUGCUGCAUUUUUCCUUAAAUCUAAUCCGGUAAACCAUUCUGCGAUCUUGUCGUACCAGGACUGGACCCAGACCUCAAAUGUGCAGGGUUGAGUAUUAGACACUAAAUCACAUGCUUUUCUGGACUGAUUAUCUUGAGUUGUGAUGAAUGGAGACAUUGGGCUGACCGUUCAUAGGUCUGAAAUUCUGUUUGGACCUCCGGUGUCGCCAGACAUUCUAAAAUUCCCAUGAUCAGCUGAAUGAAGCUCUCACCAGUACAUAGGCUAUGCUACGGAUCAUGGAUGCAGAGCUUCAGAGAUGUGCCUUCUGCCAGAAUUGGCCUAACCGUCACGUGAAGCCCUGAUUUCAGUUGUGCCUGGCAGCCUGGAUAGAAGUCUCUAGAAUAUUUCUUUCAAAAGCAUACCGAUUGUGUUUUUUAAGGUCUGUUCAGACCAACCUUUAUGUUAUAAUAGUCUAAAGUGGCGUGAACGUGAAGAUGGCUGCCACAAGUAAAAAUUAUGCUUGAUCAAUCUCCAGAUACAUUUUAGCGUAAUUAAGAAUGUUGUUCAUUCAUCCAAUCUUAGCUGUUCACUUUUCGAUUUAAGAUCAGAGUAAAGGCAGUUCAACUGACAGCUGUGUAUAUGUUCAGGGCCGAGUCUAGUUCGAUCAGGUCAUUUCAGAGUAUAAAAUAAGAAACCACUGUGCUGAGUGAUCGUGAGUGUCUGUGUUAUCCUGUAAGUGCAAUAAUACACGUGACAUGAACCAGUGUCUAAGGCACCUUAAGACCAGAUUGAACGUUCAUGGAAAACCUCACCCUCACCUUGGACACUAAAACACUUCCUGGAGGUGUGUGGGAAGAACGGAUGUGGACUGAUGAUCGGAAGCUGCAAGGCUGUGCUCCUUGUUACAGCAUCAUACUCUUGGCGUUUAAAGCACGACCACUUUGCACGGACCAGCAACUGAAGAGGUAGCACUUAAGGACGUAGCACUUAAGGACCUGGAUGAUUUUAUGUUAAGCCUGAACUCAGAAUAGGGGCGCCACUGUUAUGCCAUAUGAAGAGCCCCCCCUGCAGGACGUGUGCGGAUGUAUGUGUCGAUAUCUAAGUUGCCGUAAGUGAUUACCUUUGGGUAAAUGUUUGAGCAACUAAAUAUUGUAAAACGA